AUGGGGGACGAGUUCGAAUCGUCUGCCGACGGCAUGCCGUCGUUCUCGCGGCUCUAUUUAGAUCUGCGUGGCGUGUGCUUCGUCAUUGACCGGGACACGCUGAUGAGUCUGCCAGAAUCCAUUUUGCUGUGCCUUUUCCCCAAUGGCCUGAUGCUGCCAGACCCCGUCGCUGGAGACGACGACGCGAGCGAUGCAAAGCAAGUAUACUCUGUUGAUUCGGAUGCACAGUGCUUGCAGUUCGUGCUAUCAUUUUUUCGCCGCGCUCAGGAAUACUUUUACGGAACGGACACCACGCCUGGUGUGUACCGCGGAGCGGGUCUGAGCCCCCAAUACCUCGACUUUGCGGAUGCGAUGAACGGCGAGAUGGUCAAUGGGCUCGGUCAACCUUUGCAUCUCCCCCUCUUUCACAAACAGGCUGUGAUCCUACUGCGCGAAGAGCUCGAGUUCUUCACGAUCCCACCCAAAGCCAUGGCCCGCACGGCAGCUAUGCCGCAUACGCCGCCCAAUAUGCCGCCGAACGCCACGCCUGAAUUUACUCAACUCAAGAAUGCGUGCGGCGAUGCUCUUCUGGCCCGCCGCCAAAUUUUCACGGCGCUUCAGCGCAACGUGAACAAAGAAAACAACAUGGCCGAGCAGCACCUGAUUGACAUGCUCUGUAUGAGCGGCUUUGAGCCUCAAGACGAGUGGGGCUAUCGCGCUCGUGAGCCGGCGCGAUGUGCCAUUACGAGCAUGGCUCUCGUGCUGCUCAAGACGGGUGUGACGCAACCUGGCGAGCUGCCGGGCGGCGCGCCGCCCCAUGCGCCCCCGCUGCGGCGGCCUAUUGGUGUACAGCGUGCCGGUAUCGACAUGGAACUGGGCAUCCCUGUGAAUCAGACGCCCACGGACGACGAGCUAGGCGAGUGGACUGACGACGGCCAGGGCGGUUCGCUGCGUGUAAACCACCAGCAGUUGUCCACCACACAAAAACUCUUACUAUUUUGGCGCAAGCCAGCGCGCAAGUGCUGGUGGGACGGCAUAGAUCUCGUGGUGCCGAUUCGCCCCACGACCGCGACGCCAGCUGUGGUACCCCCGCAUAUCUACGGAACGCUCUCACCGCUGGAGCGCAGCUGGCUGGAGCAGGGCAUGGGGCAGUUGGUGCGCGUGUGGAUAAGACGCGUAUGGACGCUGGAAAUGAGCCUGAUCUAG
Messenger RNA from Malassezia restricta, 1185 nucleotides. RefSeq names its product general stress response protein Whi2. Gene Ontology annotation, molecular function: RNA binding. The transcript has 2 exons. Gene Ontology annotation, cellular component: nucleus. The coding region runs from base 1 to 1185 and encodes 394 amino acids. Lineage: Eukaryota; Fungi; Basidiomycota; Malasseziomycetes; Malasseziales; Malasseziaceae. The record is from RefSeq and is a predicted model, not a curated record.